GCCACAUGAGGCAUGUCCCCUAUUCUGGUCGUUAUAGGGGAAAGCAUAGUCCAGAGUCGUUCCUGCGACGCACUGCAAUGCUGCAAAUCAGGCCUGCUAUAUGUUGAGAAGGUCGAGACAGAUACCGGAAUAAAAGAGCGUAGGCUCUGAAGACAGAUCCAGUUCAUCAUUGUGAAGCACAACAUAAUGGACAGCGUCUUGGUCCGGCCUUACACAUUGCGAGCGUCCGGGACCGAUAGAGACCACUGCGAGGACCGCAAACCGACCAUGUACAGCACCAACAUACCGCUCUUCAUGCAGGAUGGUUUGGAGAAUCAUCUAGCGUUUUCCCGCUGCGACUGGAAAGAGGCCGAGACUGAACCCAUUGCAGAGGAAACGAAUGACACCAACACCCUGGUGGCAGACCAUUUGAUGACGCUUUCAGAUUGGUUUUCCACGGGAAGGAAAUCAUCCAAGAGGGUCACAGACAGCAUUCAAGGUCCCUUACUCGACAAGAGGGUGAUCGUCAUCAGUGAGAAUGACAUUCGAGAGUCUUCGCUUGAGCAUCUGUCUUUCAUGGAUGCGAGUUCAGAUAUGAGCGCUAGGUUCUCUCAGAUUAUACUUGACAUAAUUCUUAUCAUACUGUCUGCAGCUUCUGCAGAUCGAGCACACAAUGGGCCGCAGCAUCGUCGACGACCCUUACCAUACAGAGGUCUACGAAGUCUUUUGACGCGUAACAUCGGUGCAUCUUUUGUAGAUGUCCCAGAUGAGGUCAGAGCGUCCUUGAGUGACAAUAUACUGUUGACCGAAGACUGGAUCAAGGUUCCCGCAUUCAAGACUGUUCUGCAAAUCGUAUCGGAGUCAGUUAACCGGAUGUUCACUGAUCUUCCUUUCUGUCGUAACCAAGAUUAUCUCAAAAUCAAUGUCAAUUUCAUGACCAGUGUUGUCGCUUGUGCCAAAGUUAACAACCUCUUUCCUCCCUUCUUGAAACCAAUCAUUGGAUCCAUCCUCACACCCCGGUGGCGUGCUAUAUCCAAGAUGGAGAAAUCUCUUGGUCAGAUCAUACGGGAUUGGCUGUAUGCAGAGAACCUCAAUGACAAAGAUUGGCGGGGAAAGCCGAAUGCUUGUACCCAGAUGCUUGUUUUGAAUAUGGCAGCUAUACAUGCUACGUCCAUGGCUUUUACUGCGGCUCUGUACGCAUUAGAAAGGAACAAACUUGGCGCAACGUUGGGAGAAUGUUUCAGCAAUGCGUAAAGAUCUGCGCAUUGAUACAAUUUCCGGGCAUGUCGUUCACGAAACGAGCCAAGUUCAACAUCGUACACGAUUAAAACGCUUAAAUAGAUGCGAUGACGGCUCCCGGGCAAGAAACAAAGGGAAACAAGGGGUGUCGUCGUGCGGGAAGUCGAGGAUAUAAUUGACCAGUUCCUGAAGCAUAACGAGACACGAAUCGCUCGGUCUAGGGACCUUGUACGGCAUUGUCAUUAGUAGGGCGCUCUCUGUCUGCCUACAGCCUGGGUCAGCGAUAUUCCUUUUAGCGAGGAAAUACGACAACGCAUGAAAUACUGGCACUAUCCUGACAUCUGUUCCUCUAGAGAACAGCAACGAUGUCAGAGACGGGGCGAGAUAGUUAUGAGUGAAAUAAUGUACACAAU
This is a messenger RNA of Guyanagaster necrorhizus, 1631 nucleotides long. RefSeq lists its product as uncharacterized. The transcript is spliced from 12 exons. Lineage: Eukaryota; Fungi; Basidiomycota; Agaricomycetes; Agaricales; Physalacriaceae. The record is from RefSeq and is a predicted model, not a curated record. Bases 187 to 1233 code for a protein of 348 amino acids. Gene Ontology annotation, molecular function: heme binding; iron ion binding; oxidoreductase activity, acting on paired donors, with incorporation or reduction of molecular oxygen.